Molecule: messenger RNA, 2416 nt
Organism: Diatraea saccharalis (sugarcane borer)
Lineage: Eukaryota; Metazoa; Arthropoda; Insecta; Lepidoptera; Crambidae
Source: the annotation of a GenBank genome assembly
AGUUCAAUCUCGCACACCGCCGCUUGUGCAUGCCUGGCGCGCGGGGCGGUUCGAAUUUCGAACAAAGUUUAGCAGAUGCUCUAUUUUCGCGCCCUUCUUUCAGAAUUAGUUAUUCCUUUUUUUAAUUUUAAUAUCUAUGUUUUUGACAGUUGUUUUUUAUGUGAUUUGCGACUUUCAUAAAGUUUUUAGUGCUUCAUUAAAGUGGAAAAUACCUUUGUGGUUAAAGUUUAAAUGUUGCGGAACUGAGUUUUUCAGCGAAACAAUCGUUUGAGAAGUUUCCGGCAGCGUUUUAGAAGAAAUUAACUAACCUUUUUUCCGCAAGAUGACGAGCACGCCAGAUGCAAAUAAGGAAAAAUUUCAUAUGUAAACAUCUCGAGUAUGGUUUACAUACAGAGAUAAAUCACACAAGAAAUUCACAGGAUGCUCACGUAGACGACAAAAAGCGAAGAUGGGUGUGCCACACUCACAGACGAAAACUAUCGUAGUGAUUUUACUUUGGAACUUAUGUUUCUGCAGUAACGUAGUUAGAAGUAAGAGAAAAUAUCCGGAACUCAAUGCGAAUGACAAUCUAGAUAGUGAUCUUAGUUUUGAAUAUAAUAAAUUAAGAAGUAACACAACCAAAGAUAACAUUUACGAAACCGAUAUUUAUAUAAUUAAUGGAACCAAAAAUGACAAAUAUAAUAUGACAGUGAAACUAGAUAAAUUGUACGAUAUAGAAGAGACGACAGAUAAAUACGACAUGUUUAAUUAUACGGAAGAAAAGUGCGUUGGUGAUCCAGAAUUUUGUAAUAUGACAAAAGAAGAAUACAUGGACAUGCUUAAUGAAUAUAUUUUUCCUCAUCCUUACGAAUGGGUUCUUAUAGCUACACACGCUAUUGUAUUUAUCAUUGGACUUAUCGGGAAUGCUUUAGUGUGUAUCGCUGUGUAUAGAAAUCAUAGUAUGAGGACAGUGACGAACUAUUUCAUAGUUAACUUAGCGGUGGCAGAUUUCAUGGUGAUAUUGAUAUGUUUACCUCCAACGGUGCUGUGGGAUGUGACGGAGACGUGGUUCUUCGGUACGGCCAUGUGUAGGAUCGUCUUAUACUUCCAGUCUGUGUCGGUGACUGUGUCAGUUCUGACGCUGACCUUCAUCAGUGUGGACCGCUGGUACGCCAUCUGCUUCCCACUCAAGUUCAAGUCAACCACUGGACGGGCCAAGACCGCCAUCCUUAUCAUUUGGCUGUUAUCACUAUUGUUCAAUAUACCGGAAUUCGUGAUGCUGCAAGUGCAAAGGAAAAUGCAGCUCCGUUUCAACGUACAAUACUUCAUGCAGUGCGCGUCCACCUGGUCAGAUGACAGUGACCUCAAAUGGCACAUCAUAAAGGCACUUUUUCUCUACACGUUCCCUUUGCUACUAAUGACGAUCGCCUACUGUCAGAUCGUGAGGGUCCUCUGGAGAUCUGACAAUAUUCCUGGUCACACUGAAUCACAUAAACUGUGCACAACCCCAACUGGUCAGAAUAACUGGUUAGCUGUAAACCGUCGAACAGCGCCAUCUAUACACGCAAAUGCAUCAACCGAAGGACAAUUGCGUUCCCGACGGAAAGCUGCCAAGAUGCUAGUGGCUGUCGUUGCUAUGUUCGCUGUAUGCUACUUUCCCGUUCACCUACUAUCUGUAUUGAGGGUGGCCUACGACGUACAGCAGACUGAUGUGAUGACCUGUAUCGCGCUCAUCUCUCACGUGAUGUGUUACGCUAACUCUGCAGUUAACCCGCUUAUCUACAAUUUCAUGAGCGGGAAAUUCCGGAGAGAGUUCCACAGGUCUUACUUCAAAUGCUUUUGCUGUUGCCACAGCGGCGCUCCCCCUGAACAGAACGGGACCUCCUUCGCGCCUAUCGGUAGUUCCAGAGCUGGGACUACCAGGACCGUAGUCAGGAGGAACGACUCAUGCGCCAGCUAUAGACUCACCCAUCUCUCCCCUUCCAACCACAACAGCAUUCACAGGGACUACGUAAGAAACACCAACACAUCUUUCAUCGAACAAGUUAAUGGCAACAGGCGACCAAAAAUAAGAGACGACUCAAUCAGCGAAUCAGCGACUCGAUUUACUCUCACUACAGAUGUGGGUAGAGAUUGACAGUUGGGCAAAGAUUUGUACUAUACGGAUGUACGCAACAGAUCUGAGGGCAUUGUAACAUAUGUAGCUAAAAGCACUAAUAGUAUUGAUUGUAAGCCUUAUUACGAUUGUUUUAAAGGCGCCGGGGGUAGUGGCCAUUGUGAUUUUGUUGAUGCCAACGCAAUAGAUGAAAGAUAUAGUGACACUUGUACAGAUUACAGAGAGAAUGAUACUGAUUCAAAGGAGCUUUUCUCUUUGAAUGAUGAAACAAAGAACGGAUUCAGAUCUAAGUUUAACCGUAGUCUUAAUAGCUGUCAGAUU